AUGUACAAGCUUACCGCGCAACUCCGAGGCCACGAAGAUGAUGUUCGUGGUGUCGUCUUUCCAAGCCCAAAUCUUAUUGCCUCGGUCUCUCGGGAUGCAACAGUUCGACUGUGGAAACGCAAAGAUGCUCAAUCUGUAACUUUCGAUGACCACAUCAACUCUACCGGACAGGCUUUCGUCAAUAGCAUAACAUUCAUCCCUCCUAGUCAAAAACAUCCCAGUGGCCUAAUUGUUAGUGGUGGUCAAGACACAAUCAUUGAAGCCCGAGAACCACUGGCUGGAGCACAGGAUUCGGAUGCACCACCCGCAUACAUGUUAUUAGGGCAUAGCCACAAUGUUUGUACAUUGGAUAACUACGGGGAUAUCAUUGUCUCAGGAUCUUGGGACGGUACCGCUCGGGUUUGGCGAAACGGCGAAACACAACACGUUUUGCAAGGUCAUGGGCAAACUGUAUGGGCUGUUCUCGCGCUUUCGGAAACGGAGAUAAUUACCGGGUCGGCGGAUAAGACGAUAAGACUCUGGAGGGACGGUAAACAAGUAAAAAUACUGGGCGAACAUACAGAAGUCGUCCGAGGGCUGUGCAGACUUCUAAAUGGUGGUUUUGCUAGUUGCUCUAAUGACGGCACGAUUCGUCUUUGGAGUGCAGAAGGGCAUCCACUGCAAGAGCUUCAUGGACACACCUCCUUCAUCUACUCAAUCGCUGCUUUACCAACCGGAGAGAUUGUCUCUUCUGGAGAGGAUAGGACAGUUAAAAUCUGGAAAGACGGUAACUGUAUUCAAACUAUAACACAUCCUGCUAUUAGUGUUUGGUCCGUUGCCGUGUGUCCCGAGACUGGAGACAUCGUUACCGGGGCGAGUGAUAGGGUUGUGCGGGUCUUUUCACGAGAUCAGGCUAGAUGGGCUGAUGAAGAGGGCCUAAAGGAAUUUGACAGUGCCGUUACAGCUUCAAGUAUUCCUGCCACGCAAGUCGGUGAUGUGAACAAAAAAGAUUUACCAGGCCCAGAAGCUCUUCAGCAGCAAGGGAAAAAAGAUGGGCAGGUAAUCAUGAUACAUAAUGAGGGGAACGUAGAAGCCUAUACUUGGUCUAGUCAAACCAGAUCUUGGACCAAUGUUGGGACUGUCGUCGAUGCUAUAGGUUCGGGCCGCAAACAGCUAUAUAAGGGCAAGGAAUACGAUUUUGUCUUCGACGUUGAUUUCCAAGAGGGCGCACCACCAUUAAAGCUUCCAUACAACGCAUCUGAAAACCCAUUUGAUGCAGCCCGAAAAUUCCUGGAAGAUAACGAGCUUCCAAUGACCUACCUGGAUACUGUAGGUAAUUUCAUUGUGACGAAUGCAAAGGGAGUCGAGCUCGGUGGAGGUCAAGAUAGAGGUGGUCCAGACCCCUGGGGCACAGAGAAUCGGUAUCGACCAGGAGAGACAUCUUCUCCAGCCCCACGCCCACAACCAACCAAGCAAAAGUUUAUACCGCAAACAGUAUAUCUUUCUAUUGUUGCCGCAAAUCUGGCAACUAUUCAAAAGAAAAUCAACGAAAUCAACCAAGAUCUUAUUUCAAAGGGCGAGAAGGAGAUUGCCCUGAACCCUGACGAGGUCUCUGUUCUUGCAAAGCUUAUAGAAUUUCUUCAAACUGCUGCUUUACUUAACAAGCCGAUAGAAAAGCCAUUUGCUGCCACCGAAGCAAGUUUAGACUUGCUCAUUAAGAUUAUCAAGAGCUGGGCGCCACAGAAUCAGCUUCCGGGGCUGGAUUUGUUGAGGCUAUUUGCAGCAGCAAGCUCCCAGGCAGCAACAUAUCAAUCCAGUCACCAAAAUAUAGGGGAAAUACUCGAGACCUCAGGUGGUUUCGGCAACGGCUUGGUCAACAAUGCUAUGUUAGCGACGAGAACAUAUGUAAACCUUUUUCAGACAGUAGAUGGUAGAAAAUACAUGAACACGCGGUUUGAGCGGACUGUUGAGUUAGUUGAAAAAUCAUCUGCCGGCACUACAAAUCGCAACUUCAAGCAAGCCAAAUCAACACUUUUCCUCAACUAUGCGGUUUUAUUUCACUCCACUAACUCAGUUGACCGGUCUAUUGAGCUUCUCAAACCUUUAACCACCAUUAUUGGCACUGAAACAGAUUCCGAGGCUACAUUUAGAGCGCUCGUAGCGCUGGGAACCUUGUUGACACUUCAAGGAGAUGUCAAAGCAGCCGCAGUCGGGAUAUAUGAAACACGUCGGCUUGUUUCAAAGGUUGAGAGCAGGCUUCCAGAGCAGAGAAUCAAAGACGUAGUAGCAGAGAUUAAGGCCUUGCUUUAG
This is a messenger RNA of Morchella importuna, 2289 nucleotides long. RefSeq lists its product as uncharacterized. Gene Ontology annotation, molecular function: ubiquitin binding. Bases 1 to 2289 code for a protein of 762 amino acids. Gene Ontology annotation, cellular component: cytoplasm; nucleus. The transcript has 11 exons. Gene Ontology annotation, biological process: proteasome-mediated ubiquitin-dependent protein catabolic process; ubiquitin recycling. The record is from RefSeq and is a predicted model, not a curated record. Lineage: Eukaryota; Fungi; Ascomycota; Pezizomycetes; Pezizales; Morchellaceae.